CGACUCGCAGCUGCACACUCUGCGGCACUGCAAAGUAUCAAUGCUACACUGCGAGUUUUGCGCUGGAGACCCGGAGUUAGUGGCGCAGUCCCAUACGCAUAAGACGGAGAAGUGUGUCGAGGGUGCGAGGGCGAAGAAGGCGAGGAGGACGCAGAAUGCGGUGCCGUGUCAGUGGUGUGUGCAGAGUACGGAUCCGAAGAGGUAUAAGGGGAGGGAGGCGUAUGGGCAUGAUAAUGGGGAGUGUCCGUUUUUGGAGGGGUAGUAAGAUGGGCAGAGAUGUCUCGAUUUUCUUUUUUCUGUUUGGGGAAUUUGCUGUGGGGGAGUUUUUUUUUUGGAUAUUGUAAGUACUUUGAGAGUACUUCUUAGAGCUG
Bipolaris sorokiniana ND90Pr is the source of this 371-nucleotide messenger RNA. RefSeq lists its product as uncharacterized. The transcript has a single exon. Lineage: Eukaryota; Fungi; Ascomycota; Dothideomycetes; Pleosporales; Pleosporaceae. The coding region runs from base 41 to 262 and encodes 73 amino acids. The record is from RefSeq and is a predicted model, not a curated record.